AUGGACGAGUUACUGGCGACUGAGCUCUCAGCUGAUACUUUGGCAGCGUUGCAGGCGCAUCUGCUGGAACGUUCUCAAGAAGACGACGUUUCGGUACCGGAGGAUUAUCGGCUAUCACAAUUCUGGUACGAUGAGAAGACUGGUCGAGCACUGGCACAGGAGGCGAUCGACCAUAGUACCCAUGAGUGCAAGAUUGCAUUUGUGAGUACGCCAGCGGCAUACCGUGACUUCCUAAAGAUCCAGAGCGAGGAGUCGGACGAAGCCAAGCGCGCCAUUAUGGUCGACAACGUCUACAUCUUCGAGUUUGACCGGCGAUUUGGUGAGAAAUACGGCAGUCAAUUCUGCUUUUACGACUACAACGCGCCAAUCGACUUGCCCGAGAGAUUUCACCACUUCUUCGACUAUGUGCUCAUGGAGCCGCCCCACCUGAGUCUCGACUGUUUAAUUAAGUUCUCGGACACGAUGCGGUGGCUCGCCAAGGACGUUGAGCUGGUGCCCGGUACAAAGGACCGCGUGUUUAACCCAUCCACGUUCAUUAACUCCCAAUUGCUGCGGAAGGAGAUGAAGGCCGAGUUAGGCUUUGUCCCCACGGGCUUCUACCCGACUUUUGAGUCGAAACUGAGCAACCAUCUUUUUACAUACACCAACUACGAGUCGAAGCGUUUUGGUCCGUGGAACGCGCUUGACGAGGACGAGGAGGCAGAAAACGACAAGUAG
Peronospora matthiolae is the source of this 717-nucleotide messenger RNA. The record is from the annotation of a GenBank genome assembly. Lineage: Eukaryota; Oomycota; Peronosporomycetes; Peronosporales; Peronosporaceae.